This is a messenger RNA of Coregonus sp. 'balchen', 5526 nucleotides long. The record is from the annotation of a GenBank genome assembly. Lineage: Eukaryota; Metazoa; Chordata; Actinopteri; Salmoniformes; Salmonidae.
CCAGAGGAAGAUCCCAGAUUGUUUCCCUUUCUUUCUCUCCACCCAAAUAAACAUUUCCAGAGGAAAUUCCUGAGUUCAGAGACAGGCAGGAAAAAAAGAGAGAGGAACGCAUCUACAUUCAUGUGUUUAUUGUAAUGAUAACGGUAAGAAUACGUGCGUCUGAUUGUGUCCGUCAAAGAGUGGUUGCUUCAGUAUCUAGCCAGAGAGAUGGCUUUGAUCUGUACUAUGACGUAGCUGACUGGCUAGCUAUAGUGGAUCAGUAUAUUUAGUGGCUGUAUAUAGUGAAAUAUCACCGUGUAGCUAUCAUGUAAGUGAACCCGUCCAGAGCCAUCUAUUGCAUGCCAGUACGAAGCAUAUCUAUGGGCCAAAAACAUCCAUAGACUAUGGCUGUAUACUUGACUAGUGUGCAGUGUGCAAGCAGACAGAAUCCAAUAAAAGCAUGAUGUCUGAUCUAUGUAAUGUCUCUCUCUGGUUCUCAGAUGUCGGUGGAGGGGAGGCUAGGGGGCCAGGCUGGUGCCCUGCUGUGUGUGGCUGUGUCUGGGGCUGCUGUGUCUCCUGUCCACCCUUGCCCUGUUCCUGGUCCCAGGACCCCCUUUACGUUGGCGACCCCAUGGAUACUGGGUACUCCGUGGAUGCAGAUCGGGGUGCCUUCCAGGCGCAGAGUGCCCUGUCUGACAUGGAGUUCUCUUCCAUUGCUUCCUACGGCGUCCCCGGCAACAAUGACUCACGUGGCAACAAGGAGCUGCCCAUCCUGUUGUGGUGGAGUGCAGGACUCUUCCCUCGUUUCCCCGGAGACACAGAACGCAUCGACUGUCACUCCUCCUCCUGUCUGGUCACACGCAAUAGGAAGGUCUGUGGUUCUAGUAUUAUAGCUUGGUCUUCCAGUGGUUUAUUCUGUUGUGUGUUGUCCUAGCCUGGUCCCAGAUCUGUUUGUGCUGUUUUGCCAACUCCUAUGGCUAUGGCCAUUGUCACACCAAACAGAUCUGGGACCAGGCUAGUGUUAUCGUUGUGAUCUGUUAAUACACGUUGUUUAUAAUAUGUUAUUAAUAAUAGCCCCUGUCUUUUUCAUGACCAUGGAUUUCCGUUUGUAUUGACAGCAAUGUGGAUAUGAAUAAACUGGAACCAUCCUGAUCUCUACAGGUUCAACUGGACCGACGCACCUCCUCCAUCAUCUUCUAUGGGACAGACUUCAGGGCCUACGAGGCUCCUCUUCCCAGACCCUCUCACCAGACCUGGGCCUUCUUCCACGGGGAGUCCCCCAUGAACAACUACGUCCUGUCCCACAGCCCAGGCAUCAGGCUGUUUAACUACACAGGUACAGGGAGACAAUGUGUCAACUCUUAUCUUGUGUAAAUAAAUGAAAGGGUACUUGGAGCCAACAAUCGCUCACAUAAAAAAAUAAGCUUGCUCCCAAAUGGCACCCUAUUCCCUAUAUAGUGCACUACUUUUGACCAGGGCACAGAGGGCUCUAGUCGCAGACUCAAACAAAGGACACCACUCACUUUAAUGAAUAUAAUUUGCAAUCAAAGCUUUGUUUUACUUUUCUUUUUCUCGUAGCAACAUGUCUUAAUAGACCAUACACUCCCUUCGUUCAUUUUGGAUGUUCAACUCCACAGCCACCUUCAGGAGGGGCUCAGACUACCCUCUGACCCUGCAGUGGUUGCCCUCCAUGGGAUACCUGCUCCAGCCUGUAGCCGUGUCUCUGGAGCAGAAGAACCACUGGAGGAGAGAGGGCCUGGCCCCAAUCAUGUACAUGCAGUCACAAUGCGACAUCCCCUCUGACAGGGACAGAGAUGUACAGAAACUCAUGAAGUACAUAGAAGUACAGUGAUAUGGAAUGUGUUCCCUCCUAGCCUAGAUGUUUUGAUAUAAAGGAAUGUUGUCUGGUUUUUAUUGUUGUAUCCCAUGAUUUGGUGGACUGGCAACCAUUUGUGUGAAUUGAGCCCUCUAGUCUAGUCCUAACUUUUCACCCAACUACCUAUUUCUUUGUCCCCUGUUCACCCACCCACCCACUCUUUCUCUCUCUCUCUCUCUCUCUCUCUCUCUCUCUCUCUCUCUCUCUCUCUCUCUCUCUCUCUCUCUCUCCUCCCCCUCUCUCCCCCCUCCCUCCAGGUGGACUCGUAUGGGAAAUGUCUGAACAAUAAGCCCCUCCCCCAGUACCUGGAGGACACAAGCACAGCCACAGGGGAGGACGCCGGCUUUAUGAGCCCUGGAGAACGGCCUGUGUCAGGUAAGAGAGGGAGUAAUAGAAAGAGAGAGACUAUUUAGGUUUAUAGGCAAAAUCAUGUUUGUAACUCGUGUUUUUAGCUUGCCCUUCAAUUAAUGAUUUUAUCAUUGUUUUAGACAUCCUUUGCGUUUGCAUUUUUUGAUUAAUCUCUCUUAUACAAUAGGAACUGAAUGGUGAAUAAUGUAUUGUGUCAUUUUGAAGUCACUUUUAUUUUAAAUAAGAAUAGAAUAUGUUUCUUAACACUUCUACAUGAAUGUGGAUGCUACCAUGAUUAUGGAUAAUCAUGAAUUAAUCAUGAAUAAUGAUGAGUGAAACAGUAAGAGGAAGAAAAAAAUGCUAACCUCCCGUUAUUGAUCAUUUUGGGGGUAUAAUCUUUGUUCCUAUGUAACUUUCUCCCUCGUCAUUAUGUCAAGUAAAGGGUGACAUUCUGUACAGUUGCCUCAUAUGAAACAAAUCCAAAAUGUAUACUGAACAAAAAUAUAAACACAACAUGUAAUGUGUUGGUCCCAUGUUUCAUUAGUUGAAAUAAAAGAUCCCAGAAAUGUUCCAUGUGCAGAAAUGUGUUUACAUCCCUGUUAGUGAGCAUUUCUCUUUUGCCAAGAUAAUCCAUCCACCUGACAGAUGUGGCAUAUCAAGAAGCUGAUUAAACAGCGUGAUCAUUACACAGGUGCACCUUGUGCUGGGGACUAUAAAAGGCAGCUCUAAAAUGUGCAGUUUUGUCACACAACACAAUGCCACAGAUGUCUCAAGUUUUGAGGGAGCGUGCAAUUGGCAUGCUGACUGCAGGAAUGUCCACCAGAGCUGUUGCCAGAGAAUUGAAUGUUCAUUUCUCUACCAAAACGUUGUUUUAGAGAAUUUGGCAGUACGUCCAACCGGCCUCACAAUCGCAGACCACAUGUAACCACGCCAGCCCAGGACCUCCACAUCCGACUUCUUCAUCUGCGGGAUCGUCUGAGACCAGCCACCCAGACAGCUGAUGAAACUGAAGAGUAUUUCUGUCUGUAAUAAAGCCCUUUUGUGGGGAAAAACUCAUUCUGAUUGGCUGGGCCUGGCUCCCCAGUGGAAGGGCCUAUGCCCUCCCAGGUCCACCCAUGGCUGCACCCCUGCCCAGCCAUGUGAAAUCCAUAGAUUAGGGCCUAAUGAAUUUAUUUCAAUUGACUGAUUUCCUUAUAUGAACUGUAACUCAGUAAAAUUGUUGCACAUUGCGUUUUAUAUUUUGGUCAGUGUAUAUAUACAAUUAUAUUUGUGUUUGUGGAGGAAUUUAUUUAUACCGCAUGAAGACUAUUGCGCUACGAUUUUGAGCAUUUACGAUCCAUUAAAAACAGAAACGUUUUCAAAAACGUAAACUUCCUGGUUACUUUCAUAGCUGUUUCUUUGUAUUCAUCUCUUUCAUUGUUUUAACUGUAAAGCAUGUUGUGAUUUUUAAAUGCACUUUUAAUAAAGUUGGAUUUGAUUUUAUCCAGGACUACAUGACAGAGAAGCUAUGGCGGCCUCUCCACCAGGGCUGUGUACCGCGGCUCCUCCUCAGUAGCUGACUGGAUGCCCAACGACCACUCUGUCAUCCUUAUCGAUGACUUCCCAUCACCUCAGGACCUAGCCAAGUUCCUCAAGGCGCUGGAUGAGAACGAUGAAGAGUACGCUAGAUAUUUAGAGUUUAAGAAGCCGAGCCGUGUUACCAACGUUGGCCUGUUGGAGGCACUGGAGAGCAGGAAGUGGGGCGUGAACGACAUGAGCAAACCCAACUACCUCAACGGCUUUGAGUGCUAUGUCUGUGACCAGGAGAAUACCAGACUGGCAGCGGAACAGGCCUAUAGGAAAGCCCCAGAGAAGAGCCCGCCUCCCCAGCCUAAGAUGGCCAAUAAUUCUCAUAUGGGAUGUCCUCUACCCAGCCCAGGGUUUGUAGACCUUCAGGACCUACACACCAAUGGCAGGCAGGCACCACCAGCCUCUGAAAUAAAGGGCUUUAUCUUUGUGAAAUGUUAGGCUUUGACUGUAUAGUACAUUAUGACAGUAUACUGUUUGCAGUGAGAGAUAUUCCUCCAUUGAGUGUCUUAACAUGUCUUAACAUCCACACACAAAAGUUUUUCUCCUAACAUUUCAAAUAAAUUGCUGUGCUUAUUGGCUUUAUUCAUUUAUUAUUGUGUGUUUUUUCAGCUGGGUCCAGAUGUGGCCGCAGGACUACUGGCAGAGCCUAGAUCAGGCUGAAGGAUUGGAGUCUCUCAUCAGACAUAACGAGUCGGACCCUGCACUUCUCUGGCAUCACGUCCAGGAGAUGGCUAUGAGGAGGGUUCCAGAGGAGGACAGGCAUAACUAGUCGAACCCUGAAAUGCUGAGGAACCACAUACAGGAGGAGAGCCAGAGGUAACUGAGAAAAGUUCCUUAUUGUCAGUAUUUUUUGACUGAAAAAGGACAAGGAAAUAAAGCCAUCUAUUUGUCCAGAGACCUGCACCCCUAAACAGUGGGGCGUGGCCAAAGUGGAUCCGCAAACCAGAGAGAUGUGGACCAGCAAUAAGAAUCAAUGAACUGCUACUGAACUAUCGGUAGUGUAGACUGUAGAGGAUAGAGAAGAUGUGAAAAUAUAUACAGUAUCAGCUGGUAGAGCAUGGCGCUUGUAACGCCAAGGUAGUGGGUUCGAUCCCCGGGACCACCCAUACACAAAAAAUUAUAAUAAUAAUGUAUGCACGCAUGACUGUAAGUCGCUUUGGAUAAAAGCGUCUGCUAAAUGGCAUAUUAUUAUAAUUAUUAUAAUGCCAUCCACUUGAGGUGUCUGGUAUAUUGAGGGGUCUGUAGCAUCUGUGGCACCAAAGGGCCUAAUGUAUGUCAAAGUUACAGUAGAUGUUUUGUUACUCCUCUCUGCAAUGAAAAACGUUGUGCAAUAUAUUUGAUCUUGUUCUAUAGGUCUCAAACCUGUCGCCAUAACUGCUCUUUUCAACAGUCUUGUCAACACUCCAUGUACAAAACAUAUUUAUAUCAUGUUUAUAUAAAUCCGUUUUAUUGUUAUUGUGAGACAAAACGUCAAAGGCAAUUAAAAACUGGAGAAAAAAAAUGUGUAUUUACUUUGCAUUGUCAAGCUUGAAAGUAGAAAAUUGUACCCAACCACCAAUCUACAUAGCCAGUUCCCUGUUAAAUAUUUACAUACAGUAUCUUCAUAUUUCACAAUACAUUCACCAAGUUACGACAUUAAAGGUCCACUGCAGCCGUUUUUAUCUCAAUGUCAAACCAUUUCUGGGGAACAAUUAAGUAUCUUACUGUGAUUGUUUCCAAUUAAAAUGGUAAAAAAUAAACAAAAAUAGCUUCUU